AUGUAAAUGCUAGUCCUGUGAUAACAGAUACAAUGUAGCGCAAUCUAAAGCACGACUAGACGAAGGGACUUGAUGUAGCCUAAUUCAGUUGGGGACUGCGUCUCGAUUUGGGAUUCCCUGGCAGAAUGAGUCACUUCUUUACUUUCUGUUUUAACGUUCGGAAUUUCCAACCUUCUCUUAAAAACAUGAGUGUAAUGCAGUUUCCGAAUUUCUUUUGUUUCGUGCUACAAUUCUAGUAAAGGUUGAGGGGAAAAACGUAUCGGCUGAAAUUUACAAUAUUUCCCAUUUGAGGUCAUAUGACUUGUAGGCUACGGUUUCCAGACAUAGCCUACUUAGACUUUUGCGUAGACAUUAUUCCUGAUGUCAACAUUUUAAGCAGAGAGAGAGAGAGAGAGAGAGAGAGAGAGAGAGGGGGGCUAAUAGGAUUAUGGAGCUUCAGUUUUCCACGCGUGUCUCUAAAGCGGUCGCAAUGGAUGUAGCAGUUUUACUUUCUAUAUCCUGUGUAUUACAUAUUGAAAUAUUCACCGAAAAACACAUUCGACAACGUCUUAAAUCGGGUUUUAAGAAUGGUUUUCAACGAUCGACGAUGAGUUCUCGCUCGCCUUGAUGGCAUAACUAAAAUGACAACUUUUUUGGGAAACUUUAUUUAAGACGUAGAUAAUGACUCUCGGGAAAAGCGAACCUCCUUGGACGUGUUAAAUGCGUGGAUCAAAUUUGGAAUUGCAGCGCUUUGUAUGAAGUCACAGAGAUGGAUCUGUUUUUCAUUCCAGUGGUUUAGCUACCUAUAGCCUUCCGGCAAUUACACUGCAAAGUGCCGAUUGUUUUGGGAUUACCGGGGGUUACCGUUAUUUGGCUAGUUUAAAUAGGCUACUCCUAUAUUAUUACAUCAAGUAAAGUCUAAUUUAUUUAAAGCAGUUUAAAUUAUCACCAACAUUGGUCUCAAAACCCCUAGUUUUUUUUUAAAAGACUGUUUUACCAAGUUUUGAUGUUGGCAACAAUUCAAGAAGUUUGGGGUUCAAGUGCACUGUUCUUUUUCCCUGUGGAUUUUUAUCUAGGGGGUUUAAAUGGUGCUGAUAACAGACGACAGGGAAGGAGGAGGGUCCUCUCCUGUCAAACUAAAACAAAUUCAAAAAAGUAGAAGUCGAAGCGAAGUUCAUCCCGCACACACAGUGGAAUAUGCUCAUUUCUCGGAAAAAUAUGACUAUCCGGGAUCUUGUGAAGAAGAAGACGACGGAGAUGAAGAAUUAUCCGAGUUACCCGAUACUAGGAGUAUUGCCUCAGAUGACUCAUUUUAUCCACCAGAUGAUAACUUUGAAGACAGUGAGAGGACAUUAUCUCCUGAGAGUCCUGUGCCUCUCUCCUUGUACCAAGCAUGUUGCAGCAAUAAUGCUGCCAUUGUUCUGAUUAUGAUACGGCAAGGAGUGUCUGAAGACGAAGUGAGAGAGACAGACAAAAACAGUAGGACAGGAUUGAUAGUUGCCUGUUACCAGGGAUAUGUGGAUGUAGUCGUUGCCCUUGCAGAGUGCCCUUACAUUGAUGUGAACUGGCAGGACAAUGAAGGCAACACCGCCCUCAUUACUGCUGCUCAGGCUGGACACAUAACCAUCUCUAACUACCUGCUCAACUACUACUCUGGCCUUGACAUCGAGAGAAGGAACUGUCAUGGCUUCACAGCUCUCAUGAAAGCGGCUAUGCAAGGCAGAACAGACUGUGUCCGAGCUUUGAUGCUGGCAGGAGCGGACCUGGAGGCGCGGGAUGACGGGCGGAGGCUGACUCCGCGGCAGUGGGCCCUCUUCACGGGCCGCCACGAGACAGCCCACCUCAUGCUGCGCCUGAUGACCCAGCCGUGCCCCGAGCAGUACCGCGACUCCUACCGGCCCGAGUGGCCCAGGCUGCCGGAGCUGGUGGCCAACGCUCGGGAGCCCAGGGGCUGGCUGCACAAGCUGUCGGAGACGGUGCGCGGCGCCCUCUCCUUCGCUGCCAGCUCGGAGCCCGCCGAAGGCGGGGUGCUGGACCACAUGGUGCGCGCGACCACCGGCCUCACCAGCCCCUUCGUCGCCACGGCCUGCCGGACGGUGUGCCCGGGCAGCCCGCCCUGCGUCAGCAAGAGGCGCUACUCCGUGCAGGAGAUACUCCGGAGGGAGCGGGGUGAGCCGCUCCAGAGCCCGGACCCCGAGCGCCACGGCGACCACGGGCAGGUCUCCCAGCACUUCCGGGCCACCCUGGCCCCCAGGAGGAAGGACCGGCGGCCCAGCACGGAGGACGCGGCGAGGCAGAGGCACGGCAGCCUGCUCGCCACGCGCCCGGCCAGGAGGGGCAGCGUGCGGCCGGACGCCGUCCUGCCCAAGCUGCGGGUGACCAAGGCCCCGCCCCCCGACUACUUGCCGGAGAAGAGCCGCAAGAAGAGCAGCUGCAAGGACGAGCACUUCCUGCAGAUCCCCAAGUGGAGGUACAAGGAGCUGAAGGAGGAGAGGAAGAAGGCCGAGGAGGCCGAGAAGAAGAAGAUGGAGGAGGCAGAGAGGAAGAGGGUCGUCGCACGGAGACUUUUGCUCACGGGGAAGAGGAAGUGAAACUCCCCACCCGAAACCUUAAAGCUGAGGAGAGUCGUUCACCAGCUGCUGAGUUGAGCCACACGCCUUGUGAGGGCUUCAUACUUGAAAUAAUUUAUAUUAAUUUAUUUUCCUAUUUAUUGCUUUUGAACAAAAAUAUGAUAGAUUUUAAUAAUGUGCAUUUAUGUGAUUCACACGACUAACAAACCUAUAGUGAGAGCUACAGCUUUAUUUUAUUACCUGCAACACAUAUUCAGGGGAUUUAAGCAUGUUGUGUCCAUGAUUUUUUACACUAAAUGCUAUCUUCAGUCUUUGAAUGCAAUCCAUUCCGUUUUGGGGUUGGAGAGAGAGAUCCAAAUAUGCUUUAUUUUUUAAUAUAAAGAGUUUUACCAUAGUGAGGAAAAACACUAUUUGAGUUGCAUGCUAAGCAUGUCACUUCCACUUAAGAAAGGGGAGGGAGUUAAAAGAAGGAAAAGACCAUGAAGAUUUAACAACGAAUUCAAUUGGUCAAAUUCCUUUACUAAAAACGGGCUUUAUAUGUUCAAUGGACAAUGGAAUUUGACAAGCGAUAGCAAUACUUUUUUAAAUAGCUUGAUAAUCAACUGAAAUAACAAGCUUUAAAAAAACUUAUGUAUUUUGCAGAAUGAAUGUACCACAGUGCAUAUUUUGUAAAACAAAAAUGUCGCAUUUGUGCGAAAAUUGUUUUGGAUAUGUGACUAUAAAGUGAAAAUAUGUACGCAACUACUCCAUAGUGGAACAGGUGAUAGCUGGGCAUCAUACUUAACAUUUACAUGACCUGAAAAUGAGUGAUGUAGUACUAAGUUAAGCAAAGCAUUGGCUUUGUUAAUAGCAGCAAAAAUGAAUAUAUUUUGCAAUACACUCAGUGUAGUCAUAAAAACACUAUUUUUAUAUGGAUGCUGAAAUGAAGUGACUGGAUGGAUAGAGCAUAUAGAAUAUAUUCAGUAACAGCAUAAUAAAAAAGGAAAAAAAAAAAAAACUCAUUGAAAUACUUAUACCAGAGAUUAUUGUUACUAUUCCAGCCUGCAAUAUGUCCGGUUUUGUCUACACUGCAAAACUAAGAGGUUUUUUCCCUGUAUUGUUGGACCUAACUAAACAGCAUACUGUGUUAAUAUUUAUUCAGCUUUUGUCUGCUCCUAUCCAAAGUAAUGUUACGUUACACAAGAACCUACAUAGAAGGUCAAAGUCCCCAUCCUCUACCCCACUAAGACAUUUUACUGGGAAACUACUGAAGUGACACUUUAAGGUAGCGAUGGGAGAACGAGGAUUCAGUACAGCAGAAAAAUAGGGAGAGUCACAAAAUACUGUAAGUGACCUGUUGAUCUAAACUACAUUUUAAACUAAUUAUAAUGAUUUUCUGUGGAGCACAAUAUAUUUGCUUUAAAGCAGCGCUUCCAAACCCUGAUCCUGGAGAUCUACCAUCCUGCAGGUUUUCAUUUCAACCCUAAUCUCUAGUUGUGGAGUGAGGUGUGCUUUCUUACGGUUGUAGUGAAAACCUACAAGACAGUACAUCUCCAGAAACAGGGUUGGGCAGCCCUGCUUUAAACAAAUGAUCAUUGCAGCCCCACCCAUUUUGGGACUCAUAAACAGCAUUCUGAGAAAUGCUUUGACUUUUGCUGUUGAUUUCUGUAUGCAACCUGUUUAAGUGUUCUGCCUCUCCAUUGAAGGCCAUGUUUUCAUACCCAAAAACUAAACAUGGUACUCUCGACAUUAAUGCGGCCAAUUUGUCCACCUGGCAGUGGGUUGCCCCCCACACGCAUAUUGAGGACAAUCUCAUCUCAGGGAUGCACUUUGUAAUUCUCUGUUUUUGAGAGGCACGGCGGGUGUGACGGGUUGAGGGGACCGGUAGCGGCAGCUGAUCACUUCCAGGGCAGAGGGGACGGGCGAGCCGCGGUUUCGAGUGAAAGACGAGAGCUUUCCACCGAUGCGGAGGGUGGAGUACGAGCCUCGUUUCCCCCUCCCCGUUGUGCCAGCGUGCCUCUGAGCAGGGCUGUCAGGAAAUGACCCGUUUCCCGUCCUCGGUUUGGUCUUCCUCCAAACGGCCAGGAAGCAUAUCACGCCAACAGAGCUACUUAAAGCUGCUUUAGAGUUCAGGUCUUCUCAACUCACGGGCUCCCAAAGCUGAAGAUUUAGCUGUGACCCAGCUAUUAUGACAGAUAAAGUGUUGUUUUAACAGUUUUAAAUGCUAAGAUGCCCUUUAUAAUGCUGAGCAAUACUGGGAGAGGAUUCAUAUGUGGGUUUCUCUUCACAAUGUGAAUAAAAACAGUUUUACAAGCCCA
This is a messenger RNA of Anguilla rostrata (American eel), 4846 nucleotides long. RefSeq names its product ankyrin repeat domain 33ba (gene ankrd33ba). The transcript is spliced from 4 exons. Bases 1065 to 2570 code for a protein of 501 amino acids. Gene Ontology annotation, molecular function: protein binding. NCBI's taxonomy places the organism in Eukaryota, Metazoa, Chordata, Actinopteri, Anguilliformes, Anguillidae. The record is from RefSeq and is a predicted model, not a curated record.